This is a messenger RNA of Solanum lycopersicum (tomato), 2892 nucleotides long. RefSeq names its product mitogen-activated protein kinase 13. Gene Ontology annotation, molecular function: MAP kinase activity; ATP binding. The record is from RefSeq and is a predicted model, not a curated record. Lineage: Eukaryota; Viridiplantae; Streptophyta; Magnoliopsida; Solanales; Solanaceae. Gene Ontology annotation, biological process: intracellular signal transduction; protein phosphorylation. Gene Ontology annotation, cellular component: nucleus; cytoplasm.
CUCUUCAAAACUUGAACAUACAGUAGUACAGAUAUUCCAUCUUCUUUACCUUUUCUCUCUUGUUGGGUGUUUCCAAGAUCUGAUUUUUACUCAAUUUCUCUCUCUAAAAAUUGUAUCUUUAGCAUAGUUAUCAACAGUUUUCAAUCUUGACAUUGUUGUAUGUGCAUUUCUAGAUCAUUGACAACUGUUGUUUGUUUGUAGAGCUUUUUCUAUUAAGUGGAGUACUUUUAUUUACAGCUAUAUCACAAAUUUGUUGUCAUAUAGUGCCACACACAAACUCCUUUUUUCUACUCAAUAUUGGAUCUUGAAAGCUGUACAAGGUUUUCCCAUUCUUUUCCCCUUUCUGUCUGUUCCUGAGAUUUGGGGUUUUGACUGCAAAAUUGUUGGUGGGUGUUGUUUGAAUCUGAUCAUUUGUGUUGUGGUUACUUUUGGGUGCUAGGUAUAGUUUUUGAUCUGCAAGUUGGAAUUCAACUUGGUUGAGUUACUUUUUUGGAUAAGAUUCUUGACCUUUUUGCUUAUUGCUAGCUGUUGUUUGUGGUUUUGAUGCUUGCCACCUGAAGUAUGCAGCCUGAUCAGCGAAAAAAAGAACCUAGUUAAGCAGUGACUGGAUCUUCUUUGCAGGCUCUGAUGUGUGGGGUCUGGAGAUGUAGAUUUCUUUACUGAAUACGGUGAAGGGAGUCGAUACAAGAUAGAGGAAGUUAUUGGCAAAGGUAGCUAUGGUGUAGUAUGCUCUGCGUAUGAUACCCAUCUAGGGGAAAAAGUUGCAAUCAAGAAGAUAAAUGACAUCUUUGAACAUGUCUCUGAUGCCACACGUAUUCUUCGUGAGAUCAAGCUUCUUAGGCUUCUUCGGCAUCCAGAUAUAGUGGAAAUCAAGCAUAUAUUGUUACCUCCUUCUCGGAGGGAAUUCAAGGAUAUCUAUGUUGUCUUUGAACUCAUGGAAUCUGAUUUGCACCAAGUCAUUAAAGCAAAUGAUGAUCUGACGCCGGAACAUUAUCAAUUUUUCCUUUAUCAGCUUCUUCGAGGGCUGAAAUAUAUACACACAGCCAAUGUCUUUCACCGUGACCUGAAACCCAAAAAUAUAUUAGCAAAUGCUGACUGCAAGCUUAAGAUCUGUGACUUUGGUCUUGCAAGAGUGGCCUUCAAUGAUACUCCAACAGCUAUAUUUUGGACUGAUUAUGUUGCUACGAGGUGGUAUAGGGCUCCUGAAUUGUGUGGAUCAUUUUUCUCUAAGUAUACACCAGCAAUUGAUAUAUGGAGCAUUGGAUGUAUAUUUGCAGAACUACUGACUGGGAAGCCUCUCUUUCCAGGUAAAAAUGUGGUUCACCAAUUAGACUUGAUGACCGAUCUGUUGGGCACACCCUCCCCAGAAUCCAUUGCCAGGAUAAGAAAUGAAAAGGCUCGGAGGUAUUUGAGCAGUAUGCGUAAGAAAAAGCCUGUACCUUUCUCCCAUAAAUUUCCACAUGCAGAUCCCCUUGCACUUCGUUUGCUAGAAAGGAUGCUUGCUUUUGAUCCCAAGGAUCGUCCUAAUGCAGAAGAGGCUCUUGCAGAUCCAUAUUUCAGGAAUCUAGCCAAAGUGGAAAGAGAACCCUCUGCUCAACCAGUUACAAAAAUGGAAUUUGAGUUUGAAAGGCGAAGGAUAACAAAGGAGGAUGUGAGGGAGCUGAUAUACAGAGAAAUUCUUGAAUACCACCCAAAAAUGUUGAAGGAGUUCUUAGAGGGGCAAGAACCUACAGGUUUCAUGUACCCAAGUGCCGUUGACAAAUUCAAGAAGCAGUUUGCAUAUCUUGAAGAGCAUUAUGGCAAAGGAGGCGCUGCUGCUCCACCUGAGAGGCAGCACUCAUCAUCUCUACCUAGAUACAGGGCUUGUGUAUUAUACUCAGACAAUUCAGUGCAAAAUCCACUUGAAGUUGCAAAUGAUCUUUCUAAGUGCUCCAUCAAAGAAGAUGAGAAACCACAAGCGGACCGGAGUUCAAUGAUCCCCAUGACAAGGCUGCCUCUCCAAGUUCCUCAGAAUGUUCAAGCAGGUGGUGCUGCAAGACCUGGGAGGGUGGUCAGCUCAGUGUUGCGCUACAACAACUGUGGAGCAGCAGCUACAGCAGCAGAAGUCAUUGAACAGCGAAGAAUUGCAAGGAACCCUGGCGGUCCAACUCAAUAUCCCAUUUCCAAUACUUCAUACCCUAGAAGACAUCCCAGCUGUAAAAAUGAAAGGGGUGAAGAUAGUACUGAAGUUUCAAAUGGGGUGCAGCCUAAACCUGAACAGUACAUAGCAAGAAAAGUAGCUGCAGCACCAGGUGGACCUGGUAAUCAAUGGUAUUAAUUUUGGAAUCUCUGAUCAGCCAUGUUACACAGCGAGAAAAGUAGCUGAAGGAUGGUUCUCAUAAAACACACCAUAUGCAAGCUAAUUUGACUGUCAACCGUAAUUUUCUCACACAAUGCCAAGUUCAGGAUUGCUUGGUUAUUGACACGGGCACAUGAACUUGAAGAAUCCCAGUGUGAUUUUGGUUGGUUUUGUUCAGACAUCUAUGUACAACUCGUUACUUAUAUUUGUCCUCUGAAGUUUAAAAGGUUCGGCAUGGAUUCUCCUCCAUGGGCAACUCUUGUUCUGUGAUCUGGAUAGAAAUGGAAGCAAGUGCGAUAAAGAUGGAUGUUGGUAGCUGAUUACAUGAAUUACUACUGAUAUCAGUUCACCCCUACAUGUUUGUUCUUUUCCCCUCUCCCUUCAUUCUUUGCAGAAUAACUGUAGAGGCUUUAUACUUUUGUUAAUGACUCAGACAUUGAUGAUCUUAACGUGUAACCUAUGACAUUCUUUAUUAAAUAAGGACCUCAAUGUUUCUGAUGUUCCUGCACUCUGUAAAGCAGAAGAGGGACAUGAAACUUUUGCUUGACGCCUAA